AUGAUUAAGGCAUCUGUUUCUGAACCGCAUUAUAUGGAUAUCAUUCCCAGCAACAUUCUAACAGAAAUGACGUCAUCUUUAUUGCAAGUACAUUUUCGAGGGGAGCAGUACCUAUUCAACGUCUUCGAAGCGAUCAUUUCCACACUGGAGUCGAAAUUACAGCGCAUAGAAAACCUGGACAAAGCAGUAGAGCAUUUGAUGAGACGAGUAGAGGGUCUAGAUUCAAGAGUUAACAACAAUAUUGACAAAACAGAGUCUGUCAUAGCAAAACUGAGAAACUUGGACUCUAAAUUAUUUCAUACUACUGCUAACAGACUGCCAUUUGAUGCGAAAAAGUCAGAUACAAAUCCAGAAUCAAUCAAUUUAAAUAGAAGACUGGUCGUUUUGGAUGAAAAAGUAAGCGAAAUUGACGACAAACUCAGCGUAUUGAAGAAUCAACUGGACACAAACUCCUUACAAGGAGAAGAUUUCAAUGCUGAAGCUAGUGAGAAAAGGUCUAUCAGCAUGAACGUAGUUGAAAUCACCAAAGCUCUCAAUACAGAAGUAAUAAAUCACGUCACCAAGGAGCUUGGACAGCUGAAAGAAGCUACAAAUGGUGUAGAUCGCAAGUUACAGUUUCACAUCAAUUUAGUUCAAGAUAAUCUUGGAAAAGUGAUUAAUAUGAUCACUGAUGUUCAUCAUGCUAUUGUGGACGAUCCGAAAGGCUAUAAUUCACUAUACAAUCGUAGUACUACUACUACAACUACACCAAGGCCAGAAUUUCACAGGAAUAGCAAGAUUGAUAGUCUGGUGCAGCAAAUGAAACCAAUCAUAACAGUGUCACAGAAAAUGGAUGAAGUUUGGAAUGUUGUAGUGGGUACCAAGAGUUCCGUAGAUGAUUUGGUACCAAAAUCUGAUGAACUUCUCACUCAAACUCAAAGACAAGAGCGAGCUAUUGGUGAGAUUCAUAACGAUUUGAGGACUAAAACCAACAAGAUCAUAGCUAACUUAGACAAAGUUGAGAAAAGAUUGAAGAAACAGGAAGACGAUGUCGCCACGUUAGCCCAAAGACCCGUUCCAGCUGAAGCACUUGUGGAACCGAAUUUGGAACAUGUUGAUGAUUAUGGAACAACGCGAUAUGUUGAAGAUUACGCGACAGAUACAACGUUGCCAGUUGGAUUUACAACGAUAUCACCACCGAUAACGCAGACUCCGUCGGGACUUCAGAAUCAAACUAAUGGAGGUACGACUACAGAGAAAAGGGUGGAGAAGAGGAAAGGCGGGAUUAUAUUCCCAAGUGUGAAGAAUAAACCAACACAUGUCAACUCAACAUUCGUGACGUCAGAUGGCUAUUCCUGUGUGGAUUUCCUCAAUGCAGGAAUGAGGAAUUCCGGAAUCUACUAUCUUCAGAUCAGAGGUACUACCUACUGGUUCUUGAAGGUCUUCUGUGAGCAAGAAAUUGCAGAUGGAGGAUGGACGGUGAUUCAAAGGCGAGAUGAUUUUGGCUUCCCAAGAGAGAACUUCAACAGAGACUGGAAUGACUACAAAAAUGGAUUUGGGGAUCCAGCCAAAGAAUUUUGGCUGGGCAAUGAAAAUAUCUACAUGUUAACCAAUAAUGAAGAGUAUUCUCUGAGAGUUGAACUAGAAGACUUUGAAGGGAAUAAGAGAUAUGCCCAGUACGCCCACUUCAAAAUAUACUCGGAGGCCGAUUAUUACAAGCUGGAAAUAGAUGGUUACGAAGGCAAUGCAGGCGAUUCUCUGAACGACCCAUGGUAUGGAAGCAGCAAUAGCAUUGUGUGGUUCAGAUGGAAAGGUUGGGACUACACGUUGAAGAAAUCCGUAAUGAUGAUAAAGCCGAGAACCUUCGUAAGCGGUUCAGGCACUUAAUGUAAUGAGUAUUAGCCAAUUUAUAAUCACCGGUUAUCAUUACGUUUCAUUGUAAAAUAUCAUCACAUCAUUCACUAUUUAUUUUGAAUUCACUCUCUGAUUUUGGCUUCGAGAAAUUGUUAAGGUACGCGUCCAAAUAUGCGCAUCCGACGUAUCGGAAUAGUUAGCCGCGAGAACUCCCUUUCGGAUUGUCCUGGCCAGUGCUGGUCAAAGUUGUUUUUCACGCGUACGACAGAGGAACGCGUGUUAGAAAGAGUGCACCAUAUAAGCGUCAUCAUCACGUUGCCUAGCAACUGUAGCCGACCAAGUUAUCAAUUUCUAAAUUCGUUGAAAAAAUUCAUCAUGCCGCCUAACAUGUAAAAAUUCAAAGAACUGGAGAUAUUAAUGUUUCACUUUUUUUUAUAAAUUCAAUUAAACUAGAGGAAACUUAUAUGCGAGAUGUGUUUCUUACUUUUAUAAAAUUUUUAUUUGAAUUGUUAUUAUUAGUUUAUUUGUUUGUUGUCAAUGAGAAUAUACUUUUAUUUUUUAGCUUGCAUCAAUAACUAUACAGGAGUUUCCAUUUUAUGAAUAAAACUACUACUACAGUUUCCCAGAUCCUCGUAAUAAACAGCACACAGCGGCAACUGUCCAACGAUGGAUGUUAUCCUAUAGCUUCCGUCUUCUCCAAGUGCGCACUUGCGCAGGCAUUCAUUCAUUUCGCAUUCGAUAUUGUCGUUGUUGCCGGUUGUACUCCGUAUCCGGACAAAAUAAAAUUCGAACACUGAAUUCGGAUGCGAUAUCAUUCAUUCGUACUGUAACAUAAGCCGGCAACACACCGCAGGCAUUCAAAUUCGGUAUCGACCUCUGUGCCUCGGCAUGAUCCGAAGAUUUCAAUACCCGGCAUCAACGGGUAUUUUCAUUUGAAUUCUUACAUCAAUCACUAGGUCCAACCAGUAUUGGCAGACGAUUAUUUUUUUUCUCCCUAGAUAGUUUGCCAAAAUUUCCCUAGAUUUCCCUAACAACUUAAUAUUGUUUGUAAUUUGGGGUAGGAGUAUGGAUAAGCAAAUGCAAACAAAUUUAUUACGUAUAAUUAGUUUAAUUAACGUAACAGGUAUUUCUUAAAAUAUAUAAUAUAAACUAAAAUACAUGAUAACUUAAGUAUGCAUAUUAUAAAAAUAUAAUACAAAAUUUAUUCUGUAUAAAUAGCGAACGCACGAACAUAGCAUAACAUAAAAUACUUUGUUUUUAAGAAAAAAAUAAAGCAAAAUAACCAAAAGAUGGUAUUAUAAUUUAAUUUAGGGAUGCUAAAGUUGUAGCAACUGUCAUUUUUCAAUAAAACUUUGAUAUGUAAAAUUCCACUUAAACAGUCGAUAAUUUAUUUCCUAUUUUAGUUUUGUUUAGACUUAUUUGGAAAAUUAUCGUUUCGAUAUUUGCAUUUGAAUGUGGCAAACUAAACAGAUUAAACACAAAAUUAGUUAAGGUUGGAAACAUAAGAGAAUCACCACCAGAUUUUAAUGUUGAAAUUCUUUCCCAAAAUUCUUGAACGCUUAAAUUUGUAUAUUCACUUAAAUCAAGAUUUCUUAGGCAACGCAAUUCUUUGUCUAUUUCAUUUACGUUAUCAGUUGUCAAGUUGGGAAGAUCGAAAACUAAAGGCCCUAAUGAUGCUUGUUUUUUGCAAUUACUUCAUAUGGUAAUAUAAGUGACAUACAUAUGUUUUACGGGAAUCACCAAUGAGGAAUCACCGACGGGGAACAACACCGUUUCGUUUAGUAAUUCCUCGAAUGUUAUGAGUUAUGAUUUCCGACCGGUUUGUUGAUACAAUUUGGUGUUCGUACAUUUUAAUAUAUUUUGAAUUAUAUUUUAUAGGUACAAUCGGAAAUUUUAAAAGUAACAUAUUUGUUUCUUAGUUUAUUCUCUAUCUCUCGUUUAUUUUUUCUCCCUGCUGCUUAAAUUUGUCUUACAGACUUUAGAAUUCCCUAGAUUUUGUACAAAUUUAAAUAAAUUUCCCUUUUUCCCUAAGCUUGCUCGUAAUUCCCUAGAUAUAGGGAAAUUUCUCUAGGUCUGGUAACGCUGGGUCCAACGUUUCAUUGCGACUAAACCGCACCCCGAACGCGUAGAUCAAGACCUCUCCCCACUUCCUCGCGUAUUCGGUUGCCGCCUAAUUCAAAUUUUAAAUGCGACUUUUAUUCCUUAAAUACCAGAUAAAUAAUCAGUAAAUAAACAUGAAAGACGUCUCCAUAGCAGGCACCACAUGUACAUGCACCAGUAAUGUUGCAAUUGUGCAUGGAAUUGAAACACAAAUAAUGAUACAACUAAUCAACGAAUCAUUUAAUAUUCGUUGAAUCUGUGUAUGUCUGGGCUUGCUAAAGAAAAUAUCAUUUUUUUCGAAAUUAUUCCCAAAACCUCUUUAUAUUGUCAGGUAAAUUUACGUAUAAUGUUGGUCUUAAAUAGAGGUAUGAUCGUGUUGUAGAUUUGUUUGGUCUAGGUACAACCGCUCAUCGUAGUUUGAGAUGUGAAAUUAUCAAUAAAAAUUAGUCUCCUCUAGCUUGGCUUUCAUUAAAUUUAUUUAUUAUUAUUUAACUGAACCUAACUGAGUUGAAGAACAGAAGAGGCAACGUUCUGGGCAAAGUGAGUGUUUCAAUGAGUUAUGAUUCUAUCACACUAUGUUAUGUCCUACACGAGUCUACCUGCUAUAGGUAGACAAGUAAAAGGUAACAGAAUUGAAAAUUCGAGUAGUCUCGGACCAAUCCAGAAGUUGAAGUGUUGAACUGGAUAUCCGAACUAUGAAGUCAAGUUCGUGUUACACAAUGACGGUAGAGAAGAGCGCGGAACGCGGCUGUAACUCCUCCCCCCUUGUCGUUGCCUGGCAACGUGAUGAAGGCGCAUAUAUGACGCAUUCUUUCUAUCAUGCUUCUGUCUCCGUCUCUCGCAUGGAAAUAUAAAAACGUUCUAAAGUUCUAAAAGCGUUAAGCGCCAGAAGUUGAUACGUGCCAUGCGGAACUAUGGACGCAUACCCAUACUUAAUUUUGCAACUUUCUUAUACAAAUUUUAGUAGAAACAUGAGAAAAUACGUUUCUAGUUGGUUUGAAUCUUCAAAAAUAUCUGAGGUACUACUAUCAACAAACAAUUAUUCAGCUUUACCAGAAAUGCAAAACUCAACUCUAAAAUCAUGCAUUAAAAAAUGUUUUAUUCAGCUAAGAUUUUGGUACUUGAGCUUAGAUAACUUUACCUAUUAAAUGAAACGACGAAUCUUUGAAAAUGUAGUUACCAAUAAUAAUGUAAAUACCUAUAUUUUUGAAAUUUGUGAAUCUGUAUAUUUGAUUUUACUUAUUUAGUUCUUGUUUAUGUUUUCCACUACAAUGCCUAAACACUCUUUGUCUUAGGGCCGUAUCGUCAGUCGUUCCUGCAGUUGCAUUUGCCUUUAUGGCCUGCUUGAUUUUCAUAGUUUUCCUCUCCGUCAGAAAGGCUGGGAUAUUUCUAGAUUUCUACUGUUCCAUAUCAGCGUCAGCGCUCCCCUAUAUUCAGACUAUAUUUUCUUCUUGAAUUGUAGGAAAUUUCAGACUUUAUAACAGACGUUAUAAAUCAAAAGCAUUAACAAUUUGAUGCAAGUAGAUAUUUGUAACAUAACCACAUAUUAUACAGAUGCGACACCUGCUGUCGGUCCCUUUGAUCUUCGUGUCCCCCAACUGCUUACCACAUUUCCCGCUUAUGUUCAUUAGCGUCCGGAGGAUUUUUCCCUAGGGGUUGUUACGCGUUAUUAACAUUACGUCACGAAUGUCAUAUGUCAAGCUACAGAACGAAGAAAUUUGUGUUUAUUAUUACCCAAAAUGCAUUUAGGCUAGAUAAUUGAUUUGUAUUGAUAAAACUGUUUUGUGGUCACGUGUCAAUACACUAAAUGUCACAGCAAUAGGAAUCCCACCAAACGCAUAGAACUCAAGUAGGCGUUGAUAGAACCUGAUUUUUGCCAGAGUGUCGCCUCUGUAUAAUACUCUGUGACAUAACCUCAAAAUAGAACGCUGACGCGGGACAGUAGAAAACUAUGAAAAUCAAGGAGGCCAUAAAUGGAUCCUUGAUUUUUAUAGGUUUAUACUGUUCCGUCUCAGAGCUCCAUUUUGAGGUUAUGUUACAGAUAUCUAUUUGCAACAAAUUGUCGAUGCUUUUGAUUUAUAUCAUAUGUUAUAUCAGCCUGAAAUUUCCUGCCUUUCUGAAGGAGAGAAAAUACUAUGAAAAUCAAGGAGGCCAAAAGGCGUCCUACAAUUAUUGUAGGAAGCACUAACGAUACGGACUUAAAAGAUUCACUUGUUCCUCUUCGCUUUCUCUCUUAUUUCUCUUAAUGUCUCCCCUUUUUUCCUUAACAUUGUCUGGUUACUUGGUUAACAAACCUGACACACUUACAAACUGAUACGCUAACACAAGGGCUAAGGUCCUACAGACCGCUCUAACAAUCAACGAUGACUUGACUUGAUGUUUUCCCCUCUUAACCAAUUGAAGACACAAAUGAAUAAAGGUGUACUGGAAUUGUUUUACAACAUUCCUUUUUUGGCUUUAAACUAACCUUGUGGUUCUUUCAUUAUGUGAUUACUUUAUUGCAAAAACAAGAUAACAAACUAAUUAAACUAAAUUUUUAAAAUUUCAGUUAAAUAAAAAGUCCCAAUAAAAAAAUGUUUAAAGUCAGUUUUCUUCAUACAAUGAUUUUGUCUUCAGUUCCACUCAACAUUUUACGAAAAAUCUAUCAGUUUCCGAGUGGAAUGAUUCAUUUAGUAUAUAAUAUGUAGGCUAUAAAAAAACUUAUAAUAUUGCACUGAUUUUAUUUGUAACAUAUUAAAAAACGCGCAUUUUGAGAAAAGGAACUAGGACUUUUGUCAAGCAAAUAAAAUAGCCAGAAAAUAAUACUGUGAAACAAAAGUGUACUAUAGGUAAUUCUUGAAUACUUGCUUUACGUGCAGCACAAAAAGGUAAACUUAAUAAUUACUUAUCCUACACUAUUUUGUUUUAAUAUUUGAUUUGUAUUGUGCAAUAGUUUGUGACGCAAAUUUUGCGCUGUGUAAUGAGUGUGCAAUUUUCUUUAGCCAUAUUUGAAAAUGUGCAAUUAUUGAACAAGUGACCUAUACAUCUGGACUAUUAUAGGGUUAUGCAGCUAAUGACCCAAUGAAUUGACGCUUCGGAAUUGCGGUUGAGUUUUCACUGUACAUUUGACUAACGUAUGUUUGUACUUCCUAGUUCCUUUGACUAUUAACUAUAAUUUUUUGGGCGAUCAACCAAACGUGACUACUUAUAGGCGAUUACUUGUAUCAUUAAUUCCUUCUGGUGCCUAUACAGGGUGUUCCUUAAUAUUUAAGGAGGCGGUUCUUGAAUCUGUUUUUAGAAAAAAGAAUCAUACGAACGUAUAUCCUAAACGUCUUAACUUUUGAAAUACAGGGUGGUCAAAAAUCUGUAUUUUAUAAUAACUGUGGUACUGUUGUAGAUAUCUUUAUGAAAUUUGGUACUGGCCUAUGCAUCAAGUUGUAUUUUCUGAUGCAAUUUUAUUAUUUCUACCAGUAUCGUCCGUACGGGUUUCCAAUUGAAUAUUUUUUGAAAAAAAAAUGUUGCGCCACUGCUUUUUCUUUAAGUAAAAAUUAUUUUUUAAAUCUUCGCUUAUAUCUUAGCAAAUUUAUUCUCUUGAUUUUCUUUCGUCCGAUGCAUGGAUUUUGUUUGAAAAAUAAAAAUCGUUUUAAUUCAGGGUUUUUAAUUUUUAAUUUUUUAAGCGAAAUGCACUCGUCGGACGAAAGAAAAUCAGGAGUUCGAAUUUGUUCAGAAAUAAAUGAACGUUUCAACACCGGUUCUUAUUUAAAGAGAAAAUAGUGGCGUACCAUUCUUCCUCCAAAAGUGUUCAAUAUAAAACCUGUACGGACGGCACUGGUAUAAAUAACAAGUUUUUCCUAAAAUGUAUCCUGCAAUAAGUUCCUUGAAUAUGAGCGUGUCAUUAAGGAACACCCUGUACAGACAUUUAUAGGAUAUCUCAAAACUCUAUGGAAGAAAAAAAUGUGUUCGUCUAGGAUACCAAUUCUUAAAAAUUAUUAAGUAUUCAAUAAUAAUAAUAAUAAUAAUAAAAAUAAUUCAAUUAUUUUUCGAGACGUUUCGGAAAGCUUUCGAAGUUUGUCAGAUACAUUUGCAAUGGCAUCUACUUUCAGCAAAAUGCUUGGGUUAUUAAUAUAAUUAUUCCAUCACAGACUUGAAUCUGAUGGACGUCAACGGCACUUUUUCUCCUGCUAUUUGUCAAGAGAAUGACUUAAGGCCGCACGUCCCUUUUUUUCAACUACCUGUUUGGAACAGCAUUCUAAAUCUCGUCUGGUUACUUCAUUAUGUGUAUAGAGAUGACUAAAAGACAUUGUUUUUAAUUUUGUUUUGUCAUAAAAUGCAUUUUUUGUGCAUAGUAUUGUGGAAUUUUUCUUCGAUCAUAACUUGUUAACAAAUAUUAAAACAACUCUGAAAUUAUAUGUGAAUAUUUCACUACUUUUAUGGAUGAAUGAAGCAAGUGAUUAAUUUUAUUCUUAUCACUUUUUCUCUUCGAAAAAUCUUUGCUUCAAGAAAAUCAAAGAUUUUUCGAAAAGAAGAAGUGAUAAGAACGAAAGUAAUCACUUGUUUCAUUCUUCCAUAAUUUGUUAACAAGUUCCGGUUGAAGAAAAAAUGCACAAUAAAAUCCACAAGAAAUGCAUUUUUUCACCAAAAAAUGGAAACAUUGUUUUUUAGUCAUCUCUAGACACACCAUGAAAUGAUCAGAUUGAAAGGAGUUAGAAUACUGCUGUAAAUCUAAAAAAGGGACGUGCCACCUUGAGAAGCGACUAUUCUAUAAAAAAAAGCUAUAAAAUACGAUUUUUCGAAAAGUAAUAGAAUAACGCCCUUCCUACCAAUACUUCUACUUCCUUAUUUUCAAGAAAUGGCAUCCAGAAUGAAUGUCCAUUAUUCAUGAAACAUCCUGUAUAAAAUCUCGAUAGUGUUUGACAAUACCAAUCAAUCUGCUUACGAUUGGUUGAUCGUGCGAAUUUGAUAUUGUAAGUACUCCUAUUUCCGUUGAUUAUAAAUUGGAUAUAUUUUUGUAUAUAUUUCAAACAGAAAAGUAUGAGCUACGGAAUAAAGACUGCAAACUUAUCGAAAAAAUAUAUUUUUUAUUUCAUCGAUAAGUAAAUGUAUUGUGUAAUACGUAAAAUAUUAGGUUUUGUAUUUUUUAUGUCGAGGCUACGGGACACGAAAUGCAAUGUUCAUAUUGUGCGUUCUAAUAAAAGGAACACUAUAGAUUAUUUACCUAAUUUUUCCCUUUAGUUUGUAUUAUUAUUUGUAUUAUUAUAUUGUAAAUAAUAUAAAUUCGUCAGAGUUAUUUUUUAUAAAUAAAUUUUAAUAUAAACCUUAC
Molecule: messenger RNA, 9232 nt
Organism: Acanthoscelides obtectus
Lineage: Eukaryota; Metazoa; Arthropoda; Insecta; Coleoptera; Chrysomelidae
Source: the annotation of a GenBank genome assembly